AUGGAGAGCAUCAACUCUGAGGACAUUGUCCAGUUCUGCGCCAUCACCUCCGCCGACCCCGAUGUCGCCUCCAACUACCUGACCGUCUGCGAUGGAUCACUUGACCGCGCUAUCACUCUGUACAUGGAGAGCGGAGGAAUCGACCUGUCAGGAACCACCUCAACCUCCAACAACAACAAUAAUAGCAACGUCAGCAGAGGCGAGCGUCGUUCACGGUCAUCCUCCAAUGACGGAUCUGGUGAUUUUGGAGGUUUCGAUCAGGAUGAAGAGUUGGCACGUUCGCUCCAAGAAGAGGAUUCCAGGGCUGCCCAAUCUAUCCGUGCACCAAUUGCACCCAGACACGAAAUGCUCCUAGGUGACGAUUAUGGUGGCCACAGCAGCAGCUCCAUGUUCCACAGUGGCUCCUCCCGGGCCCGUGCUGCUCCCUCCGUGUUCUUGCCUCCAGAUUCCUCUACUCUUGCUCGUGAUGCUUUCCGCGACUUUGCUGCCGAAGCUGCCACAAUGGGAGGAGAUUCAAGCCCAAAGACUUCACGUCUGGCUGACCUGUUCAAGGCGCCGCUCGAUAUGAUGGCUAGAGGUGACUUUGAUCAGAGCCGAAAUGUCGCCAAGAACGAGACAAAGUGGCUCAUGGUCAACAUUCAGGAAGCUGGGGUGUUUGCCUGUCAGGUGUUGAACCGUGAUCUCUGGAGCGAUCAAAGCGUCAAGGAGAUUGUCAAGGAGAACUUUAUCUUUUUGCAGUUCUACUCUGAUAGCGUGGAAGGCAAGAAGUAUGCGGCAUACUACCCUCUGAAGACAUUCCCACAUAUCGCAAUCAUCGACCCACGCACAGCCGAAAGAAUGCAUGUCUGGAGCAAGACCAUCGACCCUGUCGACUUUCUUUCGGAUGUCUCUGAAUUCCUAGAUAUUCAUUCGCUCACGGACUCUGCUUCAAAGCCUUCGCUGCCGAAGAAGAAGAAGAUUGUCAAGGACGUAUCGGACAUGACUGAGGAGGAGCAGCUCCAUGCAGCGAUGAUGGCUUCAAUGGGCGGCGAUGCGUCCAAUGCCAUCGAUGUCCCUGAUGAGGAGCCCGAAGAUGUUUCGACGCCAUUGGAGGAAGAAGAUCCUCUGCCUGAAGUUGAAGUUGUCGAGGAGUCCGUGUUCGAUAGCAUAAAGCCAGUGCGCCACGAGGAGCCUACCGAUUUGGCAACCUCCACAAGAAUUGGUUUCCGUCUCAGCGAUGGAUCGCGGUUGAUGCAUCGUUUCCCCAAGUCUGCACCCGUCCGUGCGUUGUUCGAGUACAUCAAGUCUGAACUGGUCUUUAUUGGCAAGCAGCUUUUGGAUGAUAUUGACAAGACUCUCACGGAGGUUGGCGUUGAGAACGCACAGAUCAUGGUUCAGAUGUGA
This is a messenger RNA of Linnemannia hyalina, 1383 nucleotides long. The record is from the annotation of a GenBank genome assembly. Lineage: Eukaryota; Fungi; Mortierellomycota; Mortierellomycetes; Mortierellales; Mortierellaceae.